Messenger RNA from Drosophila innubila, 806 nucleotides. RefSeq lists its product as uncharacterized. The record is from RefSeq and is a predicted model, not a curated record. NCBI's taxonomy places the organism in Eukaryota, Metazoa, Arthropoda, Insecta, Diptera, Drosophilidae. Bases 167 to 628 code for a protein of 153 amino acids. The transcript has 5 exons.
UCGAGCAUAUCUAAAGGGACGGCUCUUUAGAUAUCUUUGAAGAUUCACCUACCAUGGUUCGAAAACCAAAAAAAAAAAAUUUUUUUUCUCAAAUUUCAAUGUUUAUGCUACUUAAUACUGAACUAAUUUACUUACUCUCAAAUAAUUAGUAAUACUUUUUCUUAGAAUGGAGCCCAAAGUAAGGAAGCUCAAUUUCGUUACAAACCAGCGACAGGCGGAGUCCACACUAAGACAAGAACACAACGAACUUCGCCAGGAGGUAAAGGAAGUGAGGGAAGCGGUCGAAAAUCUCAGAUCCGAUGUGAAAAUUGCGAUGCUGGACUUGGCCAAGGAGAUUAAAGCAGAGCUGUCCUUCCUGGCAGAGAAAGUGGGAAGUCAAACAAAGCAGUUAACAAAAAAGGACACCGCAAUGUCCGAGACACAAGGGUCAACCCUCCCACUCAGAUCUGAUACCGAUCUGAUUGAGGUUGAUUUUAAAAUUUGUCCUGAUAAUCGGCAAAUUUAUGUUAACAGAAUGAAGGAUUUGGUCACUCAACAGACAGAACUUUCAAAGUAUAAAAAAUGUACUCUCCGAAGAGUUGAUUGUGGACUACAACGUCGACGGACUGAGCUACAAAAACUCGCUUAAAUCUCAUGAAUCGUUUUUUCCGGCAUUGUUUGAGGCCAUUCAACUCGUAAAUUCGAUGCCAUCCGCUGAUAAACAACUCCGGUCCGCAAUACGAGUACAAUGCGUAAAGAAUAGCGCGAAUCAUCAGAAGAAUAGGGGCUUAAAAUCCCAAAAUAAAGAAAAUAUUAAUUAAAUAAAA